AAGCCGCCUGCUGGCUCCUCACCCACCCCAUUCCAUCCCCUUGGCGGGGACUGACCCAGCCGGCUGGGCGGCCGGCAGCCGAGUUGCAGAAUCCAAGGACCCCUUUUAUUCUUCCUCCAUAUUGCUUCAUGGGAGGCAUUAUGGCCCCCAAAGACAUAAUGACGAAUACUCAUGCUAAAUCCAUCCUCAACUCCAUGAACUCCCUCAGGAAGAGCAAUACCCUCUGUGAUGUGACGCUGAGAGUAGAGCAGAAAGACUUUCCUGCCCAUCGGAUUGUGCUGGCUGCCUGCAGUGACUACUUCUGCGCCAUGUUUACAAGUGAGCUUUCAGAGAAGGGGAAACCUUAUGUUGAUAUCCAAGGUUUAACUGCCUCUACCAUGGAAAUCCUGUUGGACUUUGUGUACACAGAAACAGUACAUGUAACAGUGGAGAAUGUACAAGAACUGCUCCCUGCAGCCUGUCUGCUUCAGCUGAAAGGUGUGAAGCAAGCCUGCUGUGAGUUCUUAGAGAGUCAGCUGGACCCUUCUAAUUGCCUGGGUAUCAGGGAUUUUGCUGAAACUCACAACUGUGUUGACUUGAUGCAAGCAGCUGAGGUUUUUAGCCAGAAGCAUUUUCCUGAAGUGGUCCAGCACGAAGAAUUCAUUCUUCUAAGUCAAGGCGAGGUGGAGAAGCUAAUCAAGUGUGAUGAAAUUCAGGUGGAUUCUGAAGAACCAGUCUUUGAGGCUGUCAUCAACUGGGUGAAGCAUGCCAAGAAGGAGCGUGAAGAGUCCUUGCCUGACUUGCUACAGUAUGUGCGCAUGCCCCUGCUGACCCCCAGGUAUAUCACGGAUGUCAUUGAUGCUGAGCCAUUCAUCCGCUGUAGCCUACAGUGCAGAGAUCUGGUUGACGAAGCAAAGAAGUUUCACCUGAGGCCUGAGCUUCGGAGCCAAAUGCAGGGCCCACGGACCAGGGCUCGCCUAGGAGCCAAUGAAGUGCUUCUGGUGGUUGGGGGCUUUGGAAGCCAGCAGUCUCCCAUCGAUGUGGUUGAAAAAUAUGACCCCAAGACUCAGGAGUGGAGCUUUUUGCCGAGCAUCACUCGAAAGAGACGGUAUGUGGCCUCAGUGUCCCUCCAUGACCGGAUCUACGUAAUUGGUGGUUAUGAUGGCCGUUCCCGCCUCAGUUCAGUGGAAUGCCUGGACUACACAGCAGACGAGGACGGGGUCUGGUAUUCUGUGGCCCCAAUGAAUGUCCGACGUGGCCUUGCUGGGGCUACCACCCUGGGAGAUAUGAUCUACGUCUCUGGAGGCUUUGAUGGAAGCAGGCGCCAUACCAGCAUGGAGCGAUAUGACCCAAACAUUGACCAGUGGAGUAUGCUGGGCGAUAUGCAGACAGCCCGAGAGGGUGCUGGACUAGUAGUGGCCAGUGGAGUGAUCUACUGCCUAGGAGGAUAUGACGGCUUGAAUAUCUUAAAUUCAGUUGAGAAAUAUGAUCCUCACACAGGACACUGGACUAAUGUUACACCAAUGGCCACCAAGCGUUCUGGUGCUGGAGUGGCCCUACUGAAUGACCAUAUUUAUGUGGUGGGGGGAUUUGAUGGUACAGCCCACCUGUCUUCCGUUGAAGCAUACAACAUUCGCACUGAUUCUUGGACAACUGUUACUAGUAUGACCACUCCACGGUGCUAUGUAGGGGCCACAGUGCUUCGGGGGAGACUCUAUGCGAUUGCAGGAUAUGACGGCAAUUCCCUGUUGAGUAGCAUUGAAUGCUAUGACCCUAUCAUUGACAGCUGGGAAGUGGUGACAUCUAUGGGAACGCAGCGCUGUGAUGCUGGUGUGUGUGUUCUCCGAGAGAAGUGACCAUUGUUGGAGCACCAUCCACGGCUAGUGACUAGUUCAAGGGACACUUUGUGGGAGAAUCAAGGAUCCUUUCCAGAAUGUCUUAUUUCUCACUGUGUGCACAGGGUGAUUACAGGCACCACUGCAGUGAUGAUUGUACUUACUGACACACAUUUCGCACACUGGUUAAGUCCCUCAGAAGGGUGGCUAACAGAUACUUAACGGAGAGAAUGCACACUGAAGGGGUGUAAGACUGGAUCCUUGUCCAUCUGGCCUGCAGAGCACUGUCGUCAUGUCUGACUUCCCACAUGCUUGGGAGAAUGUGUAUAUGUUGUGCCUCAUCGGCAGAGAACCUCAUGUGGAUGGAGUCCAGCCUGGAAAAGCGGAAGGACACCAGCUUGAGUAAACUUGGUAAAGUUCAAGUGUUUUUUCCAGGAACAAAUAACUUCUCUAAUGUACUGGUAGCUAGAGGCACCACAGUUUCAUUCUGGAGGCAAAGAGAAGGAAGAAUACCCCCAUCAUAACUUUGGUGCCAGGAGAGGGAUUCUCAAGACACUCCCUUGGUGUGGGGGACAGGGUUGGCAUCUCAGAACUGAGGUUAGAAUAAAUGACAGGAGCUGAAUUUUGAUGCAAUGUGAAUUAAUCUGGAACACCACUGAAACAACCUGGAAGACUGAAGAGGACGUUACUGGACAGAUAUUUUUAUUUCCCCAAGAUCUUUCUAAAGUAGAGUUGUACAUCUUGGCACUGAAAACCCUGAGAGAAUAAUGGUGAACAAAAGUUGAGAUGAGACUUCAGUAUAUCUGGGGGUUAAUUAGAAGUACCUGUGAUUCUGCAAUUGUCUUAUUCCCUGCCAGGACUCAUGUAGCCUUGGCAGUGUUUGUCUUGAAUGGGUAAAAGACUGUCCGUCUUUGUUGAACAAACACUACUAUACCGGUACACUUAUUAUUUAUUUGGGGAUGGGUUGGGAGUGGCAGCAGCCUAAAAGUUCAGCUACCUGAUUACUGCCCCAGUUUUUCAAGGGCACACUUCUGCUAAAGAGUGGUUUUUACUGCUGUGAUUGGUGCAUCUAGUUUUCUUUCCAGUUAGUUCCAGCACCUUUGCCAUCGCAUUCUGAGCUCCCUUGUGUCAUGGAGUGAAGUUCUUGCUUUGUGGAUACUGCAGGUGUGGGAAUGUGGUAACCUAAACAAGGAUGCAUUUUUCCCUUUGCUCUGGAACUUCAUUUUUUCCCCUCUUUUCCCUGAGUUGUAUUAACUGACAGAGUUCAUUUCCUUUGUAUUUUUUUAAGAAAAUAUUAAAAUUGUCUCAAAUGCCUUUAAGAAUGUGGCUAAGCACCUCUGUUUUCAGCAGACAUUUUGGGGGACAGGCAUAAGGAUUAGCUGUACUUUCCAUCUUCAGUCUGGUCACCUGUGUGUUUGUCAAAUACCCCUGGUGUUUUUCCUUUAAAAGUUUCUAAGAGGCAAGAUUGAAAAAAAAAAAAAGUUGCUAAGAGAUAGCAUUUUACCACCAUGGAGAUCUUAUAAGUAAAAUGUUUACC
This is a messenger RNA of Fukomys damarensis (Damara mole-rat), 3351 nucleotides long. RefSeq names its product kelch like family member 12 (gene Klhl12). Lineage: Eukaryota; Metazoa; Chordata; Mammalia; Rodentia; Bathyergidae. Bases 129 to 1835 code for a protein of 568 amino acids. The record is from RefSeq and is a predicted model, not a curated record. The transcript is spliced from 12 exons. Gene Ontology annotation, molecular function: protein binding.